Messenger RNA from Ziziphus jujuba (common jujube), 1221 nucleotides. RefSeq names its product probable polygalacturonase At3g15720. Bases 1 to 1221 code for a protein of 406 amino acids. Gene Ontology annotation, molecular function: polygalacturonase activity. Lineage: Eukaryota; Viridiplantae; Streptophyta; Magnoliopsida; Rosales; Rhamnaceae. The record is from RefSeq and is a predicted model, not a curated record. The transcript has 9 exons. Gene Ontology annotation, biological process: carbohydrate metabolic process.
AUGAAGAACAUUCAAAAGUUUGUAAUUAGGUUUAUAGUAUUAAUAUGUAUUACUUUAUCUAACUAUUUUGGCACUGGACAUGGCGAAGCAGUUUUUAAUGUUCUUGAUUAUGGUGCUGUCGGGGAUGGCAUACAAGAUGAUUCUCAAGCAUUUUUGAAAGCAUGGGGAGCAGUAUGUGGACAAGGUGAAAGCUCAGCAACACUUGUAAUCCCAGCAGGGAAAACAUUUCUUUUACAGCCCAUAGAUUUGGCAGGUCCUUGCCAAACGAACAGCCCUCAUGUUCAGGUUCUGGGAAAAAUGGUGGCACCUGCAGAUCCUAAUGUGUGGGAAAAGUGUGGAGGAUUUUGGCUUUCUUUCCUAAGCAUUCAAAAUCUCAUCAUGGAUGGAUCAGGAGAAAUCGACGGGCAGGGUUCAUCCUGGUGGAAUGGGAAGCAGACCAAAUGCCAACGACCCAUUGCUGUACAAUUCAACAAGUGUAAUAAUCUUCAACUGAGUGGACUCACUCUUCUGAAUCCCCCAAAUGCCCAUAUACAAAUAUUCGGAACCAAUAGUGCGUACCUCGCCAACCUUCAUCUCAAUGCACCAGAAGAUAGUCCAAAUACUGAUGGAAUUAAAAUCGGUGCAUCAACCUAUGUUCAAAUCCAUGACUCUGUCAUUGCCACCGGGGAUGACUGUAUUGCAUUAUUGAAUGGGACGAAUUAUAUCAACAUUACCAACAUUGCAUGUGGACCUGGUCAUGGGAUUAGUGUGGGAAGCUUAGGAGGAAAUGGAGAUUAUUCAGUGGUAGAAGGGGUACGUGUGUACAACUGUAGCUUCAACGGAACAACGAAUGGAGCAAGAAUCAAAACGUAUCAGGGAGGUCGAGGGUAUGUAAGGAAGAUACACUUCGACAAGAUCACACUAAUUGCAGCUCAAAACCCAAUUAUCAUCGACCAGAAUUAUAAUGCCCAUGGCAACAGCAAUAUUAACCAGGAAACAUCAUUAGAAGUGAGUGAUGUAACAUACAGUGGAUUCGAAGGAACAAGUGCGGAUGAGCAAGCCAUUACAAUAGCAUGCUCUGCUUCUCCAGGCUGCCUCAACAUUACCAUGUACGGAAAUAAAAUCACUUCCUCUGCACCAGGAAAGGACGUCUUUGCCUCCUGCAACAAUGCCAAAGGAACUUCCAUAGAUACUGUGCCCAUAGUGCCUUGCCUCUCAAGCAACUCCAAUGUACAACUCUAA